Molecule: messenger RNA, 1704 nt
Organism: Thecamonas trahens ATCC 50062
Lineage: Eukaryota; Apusomonadida; Apusomonadidae
Exons: 1
Coding region: 1-1704 (567 amino acids)
Source: RefSeq, a predicted model, not a curated record
AUGGUUGGCUGCAACGGGCUGCCUGAGGAAUGGGUCGAGGCCUUUGGCUACGGACAGCUGGUGGAGGCUGCCGGUGCUGCAGACGCGGUGCUGCAGGCGGCACGGGCCGAAGUGGACGCGCUGGAGGCAAGCUAUGCAGAGGCCUGCCGCAAGUUGACACGGGCCGGCAUGGCGUCGCCGUCGACGGCUCCCGAGACGCCGGUCGAGACGGGCGCUGCCGCGGUGCCGACGUCGUGGGCAGGCCGCUUGGCGGCGGCGACAUCGCAUGCCGAGGCGGAGCGAGUGUACGACGAUACCUAUCCAGAGCUGAUGCUCAACGUCGACGAGGCAAAGGCGGUGGUGGAUGCUGUCCGCACCCGCGGCGCAGUGGUGGGCGUGGCGGGUUUCGUUGACGGUGCCCGGGCCCGGAUUCUCGAGCUGGACAGCGCGUGGCAGCUGCAUCUGUACGCGCUAGUUGGCCGGCUGCGAAGCGUAACUCUCAUCGAGUCACGGUCGCUGGUCAGCGUUGUUCGCUUCCUCCCGCCAAGUAUGCUGGCCGACGCUGCGGGCGCGGACUCGAGUGCCGCCGACGACGUCGCAGACAGCGGCGGCGGUAGGCGCAAUUCGGUCUCAGGGAUGGACGCCAGUGGGACGCCAUGCCGCCUGGAAUUUGACGACGGGAGCGCUUGGCUUCUGCAUGUGGACCUCGCCGACUAUCCGCUGAUGGAAGCCGUGCUGGAGGCCCAGCUGCGCGCGCUGCGGCACGCCAAGUCGGCGUCCGCGCGGCUUUUUGUCAAUGCUACCGCUGAUGCACUCGAGCCGUUUGACCCAAGCCACGGCAUGAGUGUAGCACACCUUGCAGCACUCGACGCCGCUGUAUGCGAUGCAUUUGCCCUUGCAUACGAUGCCGCGCUGGGCGCCGCCGAGCGCGACACCGAGUUUCUGGCCUGUCCCGUGCCCGACGACGUGCUCCAGGCCCAAGACGCGAGAGUGGUGACGCUCUUUGGCCUUGCCCACAAGAGCCCUGCUUUGCCAGCGGUCCGUGCAAGCAGAUCUCGGGCCGCCGUCACCUUUGCGGCGCCGCUCCCGGAGCCGCACCUCGUCCAACACUCGAUCCGCUGGAAGAUGCUUGGUAUGGGCUCGGUCAAUCCGGUCAAAUGGCUCGAGCUAGCUGGGCCAAGCGCACUCGUCGUGCUUGUCGAGCUGGCCAAACAGUUUCCUGCCGAGUCCGUGGCGGUGAUCAGCGGUGGCCGUUUUCCAUGGGCUUGUGUCGCCCUCGCCUUCAUCCGUGGCCUGCUGGUGCUUGCAUCGGCGGACCCCGACGUGCGCCUUCUCUCACUCGCCGAGCUUGGGCAUGCCGAGCCGGGCUCGCGGUUCGACGAUCCGGCCCGGGCGUGUGCGCCACAGCCGGUCUGGUCCAAGCUUGUUUCACCCGAGGUGGAGGCCGACCUUGCUGCCGGUGAGCCCCACGCGCCGCCGCCGUACACUGUUGUCAGCUAUGCCGCCUUUGCACGAGACGGACCUCCGAUCCUGGCGUUCACUGUUGGCUCGCUGCUCACACUCUUUGACGCGCUGUACAAAGAGCGGGCCGAGCGAGCAACAGCCAAGACGAUGGACAUCCUCGUCGAGCGAAUCCUUUGUCAAUUUGACGACUACCUCUCAUCUGAGCGGCCGAGCACCGCCGAUGAGGUUGCCGCUUGGGUGGCGCACCAGGUCGGGGCGUGA